AUAAAACUCGAUCCACAUGAGCCUCCCAGUCACAGUUUACCGGUUGCCUUCUGACCGACCGAUUGAUCGCUUAGCUGAGAAAAAUAAAAUUUCAAUAAAUUCUCAUUUGACUAAGUAGCAGUGGAUUACCAGGAUAAAUAGUUAAGAGGAUUAUAGCUGAGAGACGACAACAGGAGGAGGGACAGACGUGUCGUUAAGUGUGAAUUUAAUUAAAAAUCAAAGAAAAAAACUAUUAUAAAAAAUUGUGAAAAUGUUUAAGUUUGUGUGUUUAUUUGCCUUGGUGGCGACCAGUGCCGCCUCCAGCGCCAAGCAAGUCUCCGAGACAGAUAGCCUCCUGACUAGCGCCCUUAAAAUGGUCAAGGAGUGUGGUGAUCGUUCAAUGGUUUUAUGUAUGAAGGAACGUGCGUUGCACUACUUCGACAAUGAAAAUGGUGAUGUCAAAUUGACCGAAGGCAUAUCGCUGAUAAAAACCGAUGACAUCCCAGUUGGACGUUCGCUAAGUGAUGCCGCCUUGCCCGAAGAACCAGAAGCGCGCGAAAAUGAGGUCGACGCUUUGUUGGUGGAGCGUGUGGCGAGAUUCUUCGGCACACAUACACUGCAAUUUAAAGUGCCCAAAGACUCAAUUCAGGAUAUGCAACGUGCGCUAGAAGAAUCUCGUGGCAAGAAAAAGGAAAAGAAAAAGUACCUCCUGCCAUUGUUGUUGCUCUUCAAACUGAAAAUGGCUGCACUCCUGCCACUUGCCAUCGGCUUCUUGGCAUUGAUCUCCUUCAAAGCGCUCGUUAUUGGCAAGAUUGCAUUACUACUGAGUGGUAUUAUUGGACUGAAAAAAUUGCUUGAAUCGAAGAAGGAGAACUACGAAGUCGUUGCACAUCCGCAUUACUCGCACGAGGAGCACGGCUAUGGACGUUCGCUGCAUGAAGCGCAAAAAUUGGCCUACUCAGCGUAUCAAGAAUAGGAAAGCAAGAUUGGGAAAGCUUAAAAACGUAGAAGUUGAAUGUGGCUAAAAGGGAGUGCAAUAUGUAUAUCCUGAAAAAAAAGAAAAACAAAAUACUUAACUUAAUUUUCUAAUUUAUUUAUUUAUUUUACUAUUUACAAUAAUUAAUUUAAAAUUUAGAACAUUUCUACGUUAACGAAAAAACAUGGCAGAGCGGGAGAGUAUAUAUUUGAGAGAAGAAAAAUUACAUACAUAUGUAUAAGUACGUAAAUGCAUAUAUGCGGCACAAAAUUGUCACAAUACAGUUUUGAAAAAAAAAAAAAUUGUUUAUUUAGUUACUCAAUAUUUUGCGUCACUUUCUAGCGCUGUUUUGAACCAGAGCUCAGCAGAGUUGCCAAACAAAUUUAAAUGCAUGCCAUUUCUUUUUUAUUCAGCUCGCUCGCCUGCCUGCCUAACAACUCUCCUACUAAGUACUUAGACAUAAGUAUAGGCAGACUAUAAG
Molecule: messenger RNA, 1436 nt
Organism: Rhagoletis pomonella (apple maggot)
Lineage: Eukaryota; Metazoa; Arthropoda; Insecta; Diptera; Tephritidae
Gene: Osi9
Exons: 3
Coding region: 251-955 (234 amino acids)
Source: RefSeq, a predicted model, not a curated record